AUGGCUGCACACGCAGAAACUCAGUACAUUAAUUUAGUGCAGCGCAUACUCUCUAAAGGCUCUGAUAAGAUGGACAGAACAGGAACAGGGACUAUUUCCGUGUUUGGAGAUAUGAGCAGAUAUUCUCUGGAAAAUGACGCAUUUCCACUGCUCACCACAAAAAAAGUCCCUUUCAGGAUAGUGGCUGAAGAGCUUCUCUUCUUCAUCAAGGGGCAGACAGACAAUAAAAUACUGAAAAGUAAGAACGUGAACAUAUGGAACUUAAACGCAACAAAAGAGUUCCUGGUGUCCAGGGGAAUAGACAGAAAAGAAGACGAUCUAGGGCCCAUAUACGGCUUCCAGUGGAGACACUUUGGGGCAGAGUACGGAACAUGCGAUGAUAUCUACACGGGCCAGGGCAUAGAUCAGCUGAAUAACGUAAUAAACGAGCUAAAAACGAACCCAAACAGCAGAAGAAUGGUUGUCAGCGCGUGGAAUCCUCUUGAUCUAAACAUUAUGGCCCUUCCUCCAUGCCAUGUUCUAUUUCAGUUCGUAGUAACUGAUGGUAAGCUCAACUGCAUGCUGUACCAGAGGUCAGGGGAUGUAGGAUUAGGAGUGCCCUUUAACAUAGCCAGCUACUCACUGCUUCUGAAGAUGGUCUCAUAUCUGACGAAUAUACCCGAGGGAGAGUUCAUCCACAUCCUGUGCGAUGCCCACAUCUACAAAAACCACAUUAGCCAGCUCACGGAGCAAGCAACACGAGAGCCCAGGCCAUUUCCUACGCUGAAAAUACUUCCGCAGGAGCCCAGACACAGGCUCGAAGAUUUUGAAAUUAAUGACUUCGUAGUUGAGGGAUACGACCCGCAUCCUCCCAUUAAAAUGAACAUGUCAGCAUGA
This is a messenger RNA of Nematocida minor, 876 nucleotides long. RefSeq names its product thymidylate synthase. Gene Ontology annotation, biological process: dTMP biosynthetic process. The transcript has a single exon. Bases 1 to 876 code for a protein of 291 amino acids. Gene Ontology annotation, molecular function: thymidylate synthase activity. Gene Ontology annotation, cellular component: mitochondrion; cytosol. NCBI's taxonomy places the organism in Eukaryota, Fungi, Microsporidia. The record is from RefSeq and is a predicted model, not a curated record.